Messenger RNA from Rhagoletis zephyria (snowberry fruit fly), 423 nucleotides. The record is from RefSeq and is a predicted model, not a curated record. NCBI's taxonomy places the organism in Eukaryota, Metazoa, Arthropoda, Insecta, Diptera, Tephritidae.
AUGUACCUGUACUAUGGGCUCUCAUCGCUGGGCCCCAGCGUUCAGCCGUACCUUUGGUGGAAGAAGUACAUCACCCAGUUGCAGCUGGCGCAGUUUGCCAUUUACGGCGCCUACACAGUGCCGUUCUUUUUCCUGCAGGAGGGCUACCCACUAAAGUUCUGGGCCUACGUCGGCUUCCCGCAACCCUUCAUCUUCUUCUACCUUUUCUAUCGCUUCUACCAGAACUCGUACAUUGCCGCCGCCGCCAAGAGGAAGCAAGAUCUGCAGCUGGAGAGGGAACAGCUGCACCUGAAGAACGGUAAUCUAGCGCACAAACUGAACGGCAGCGCCAAUGGCGGCAUCAAUGACGCCAACAACAACAACAGCAACAGCAGCAUUUGCACGGAGAUUAGCAGCAACGGCGGCAGCAAAAAGGAGCUGUAA